This is a messenger RNA of Halteromyces radiatus, 642 nucleotides long. RefSeq lists its product as uncharacterized. Bases 1 to 573 code for a protein of 190 amino acids. The record is from RefSeq and is a predicted model, not a curated record. NCBI's taxonomy places the organism in Eukaryota, Fungi, Mucoromycota, Mucoromycetes, Mucorales, Cunninghamellaceae. The transcript has a single exon.
AUGUCUCCAAUUCAUCUAUUACUCUGUCUUUUCUUUGCCUACGUUAGUGUCUUGUGCCAGCUUCCUAUUGUUGCACGGCCAGCAUGUACCGAAGGACAAAAAUGCACUAAGAUGAUAUAUUCCGUUGGGUUCUCUUCAUCUGUGGAGGGCUUGUGCGUAAACGGUAUAUGCGAUACAAACACAAAAUGUGGCGGAUGUGAACAAAAAGUCAUCAAUGGGCGUUGUUGUGGCAACGGAAAAAUGAAUGCAAGCGGUAUUUGUACAUGUCAUUGUAAUCAUAGAUACGAUUGUUAUUUUCAGCAAUGUGUCGGUGGGAAAUGCGUCCCUGAAAAACCUGGGGUCAAUUGUGGCGGCUGUCAGAGAAAACCAAUCAACGGUCAAUGUUGUGGCAGUGGUGUUAUCGACAGCGCAAGAAACACAGGAUUGUGUUAUUGCGGUACCUCUAGUCAAUGUGCACAAAAGAGUGACUGCAAAGCAAACGAGAAGUGUUGUGCUAAGGGUUCGAUAGGGCUUUGUCACAGGAUUGAUGAGUAUGAGUAUCCUGAUUGUCCACCUGGUUCUCAUAAUGUGUGAGCCAUCUUAAAAUUGUUUAUAUAUCAUCCAAUUCUCCAAUGAAAUCAAACUAUUUCCUUUAGUAUUAAU